Molecule: messenger RNA, 4256 nt
Organism: Cyprinodon tularosa
Lineage: Eukaryota; Metazoa; Chordata; Actinopteri; Cyprinodontiformes; Cyprinodontidae
Gene: asic1c
Product: acid-sensing (proton-gated) ion channel 1c
Exons: 11
Coding region: 985-2556 (523 amino acids)
Biological process (GO): sodium ion transmembrane transport
Cellular component (GO): membrane
Source: RefSeq, a predicted model, not a curated record
GAGAGAGAGAGAGAUGAAGAGAGCAAGAAAUUGAGUGGUGGCAGAGAGAAAGGAGCCAAGAAACGGAGUGAAGGACACCACACGGCAGAAUAUAAAUCUGUAUGUUAACAGGACUAAAGCACGGAGGUUUUGAGGUGGCUUUAAUGCUGAUGCUUCUCGGGGACUGCUCAUAAAGGCUCAAGAGGUGGUCUUGUCUCUUCGAUCAGUGCAAAUAAGGGAAGUGGAACCCGCGGAAUCAGUAAACGCCGGUGUUUCAGUCACGGUGGUGGGCUGGUCGGAGGUCUCUGACCCCCUCAUUUUUAUUUCUUGGAAGAAAAGAGAAGCGCUAAAGAGACACCAGAGAAAAGGGAAGGUGACAGCGAGGGACCAGUGAGCCAUUUCUCUCUUUAUUACCUUCAUUCAGAAAACCAUUGCAUCCUAUUAUCAAAGCGAUGUAGAGGCAUUCUCUCCAAUUGGAGGAGGAAGGGUCCCAUUGACUGCUGAGGCUUAGCGCCCCUCUUCAAAUGGUAGUUCUUUUCAUCCCAUUCCCCCCCUCAUUGCCUAUGUCCUUCUGUCUGCUGUUUUUUUGUUCUCUUUUCUUUUCCCUUCCUUUGGAGUCUUCUCAGGAAGCAGGAGGCAUUGCGUUUUUUUAGUAGAAGUGGGUGUUUCUUUCAUUGUUUUUGGUUCCUCUGCAAAAGGACAGCUGAGCAGGGAGAGUGAGAUACAGCUCUGGAGAUAAUAAAACGGCAGACUGAACGAAAAGGGGGACCUGGCACUUCAGGAACAGCUGGCAAACCAAUGGCAUGUGAGACGUAAUGAAAAGAAAACUGUUACUGAGUCUGACAACCAUUUUAAGGUAGCUAUUCACUGAGAAUAUUGCAGCUUCUCUGAGGGAAAAAGGAGACUGUGCCAAACAUCAGUCCUAGGUACAGUCUGCUUUUCCUGUUGCUAAGCAAAGUGUCUAACCUGAAGUUCGUAGAGACUACUGAGCAUCACUUUACAGCCAUGAAAGGAAGCUCAGAGGAAAGCAUUGAAAGUGUCAGGCCCUCCAACCUGCAAGCAUUUGCCAAUAUAUCCACCCUACAUGGCAUGAGCCACAUAUUUGCCUAUGGACACAUGACAUUCCGUCGAUUUCUUUGGACUAUAUCUUUCUUGGGCUCCCUAAGCUUACUAAUGCUGGUCUGCUUGGAUCGGGUUUCAUAUUAUCUAGAGUAUCCUCAUGUCACCAAGUUGGACGAAGUGGCAGCAACAAACCUUACCUUUCCUGCAGUUACCUUCUGCAACCUCAAUGAAUUCCGCUUCUCCAAAAUCACAAAGAAUGAUCUUUAUCAUGUUGGAGAACUCCUGGCCCUCCUUAACAAUAACCAUCAAAUAGCCAACCCACACUUGGCUGAGGCUGAAGUUCUGGCAGUCCUAAAGGAAAAGGCAAACUUCCAGAACUUUAAGCCCAAACUUUUCAACAUGACUGAUUUCUAUAACCGGACAGGACAUGACAUUGUUGAAAUGCUUCUGCAGUGCACCUUUCGAGGAGAGGAAUGCUUCGCUGUAAAUUUCACCACAAUUUACACUCGCUACGGGAAAUGCUACACCUUCAACUCGGGGCUAGAUGGCAACCCUUUGCUGACCACAUUAAAGGGAGGCACAGGGAAUGGAUUGGAAAUCAUGCUGGAUAUCCAGCAGGAUGAAUACCUGCCUGUUUGGGGAGAGACAGAUGAGACAUCGUAUGAAGCGGGCAUCAAGGUUCAAAUCCACAGCCAGGACGAGCCGCCCUUCAUUGACCAGCUGGGAUUUGGUGUAGCCCCUGGUUUUCAAACUUUUGUGUCAUGUCAGCAGCAACUGCUUCAGUACCUCCCACAACCUUGGGGAGAUUGCAAGUCUACACCGAUAGAGUCAGAUUUUUUCUCAACGUACAGCAUCACUGCAUGCCGCAUUGACUGUGAAACACGAUACCUGCUGGAGAACUGCAACUGCAGGAUGGUUCACAUGCCUGGUACAUCAACAGUUUGCACGCCUGAGCAGUACAAAGACUGUGCUGACCCAGCUUUAGACUUUUUGGUAGAGAAAGACAACGAUUACUGUGUCUGUCAGACCCCCUGCAACAUGACUCGCUAUGGCAAGGAGCUGUCCAUGGUAAAGAUCCCAAGUAAGGCAUCUGCUAAAUAUCUGGCUAAGAAAUUCAACAAAACUGAGCAAUAUAUUGGAGAGAAUAUAUUGGUGUUGGACAUCUUCUUUGAAGCUCUAAACUAUGAGAAAAUUGAGCAGAAGAAGGCUUAUGAAAUUGCAGGACUUCUCGGUGACAUCGGAGGUCAGAUGGGGCUAUUUAUUGGAGCCAGUGUUCUGACAAUACUGGAAAUAUUUGACUACCUGUAUGAGGUGUUUAAGGAUAAGGUUCUUGGAUACUUCAUGCGUAAGAAACGGCCGCAGCGUUGUCAGAGCGACAAUCUGGAGUUUCCAGAGAACCCAACCAGCCCUGGUGUCACGCCUAAUCAUGCCCCCAGAGCACAUGCGACACCCUCCGGAGUCACUCGGACAGUCUCGGAUUCACGCCGAACAUGUUACCUCGUCACCCGACUUUAGGCAACUUUGAAGAAUUUGCUUGUUGAUGACACAACGCUCAGGCUGUGGCACAUCUUGAGACUUGACGGCAAACUGUGAAAAUAUUUGUGUAUUCAAAGGAUAAGCAUUACGUGUAUGCUAAAAAUCAGUUUGAUAGAAAUAGAAUAUCAUCAAAACACACAUGUACACAAAAAGAGACCACUUCCAGAACAGAACUCAGGUUUAACACCCAUGCGAAGGGCAUAAAUGUUCAUUUUAUCCGUGUAUCAUUUUGUAGCUUAGCUUCUGUCACUGAAGUUCUAACGAUCCACACUGACAAAUCUGUCUGAAAAAGUUGAGUUUUGUGACAGCUCCAUUCAAGUAUUGCCUUGCAUUAAUCAAUUCAGAACAAAAACGGUAAAAAUAGGGACUGGUAUGUGCAGUAAUGUUUAUUUUCACAGUGGUAUAUUUCCCAACAUACAACCAAUGCUUUUCUUUUAACUGAUUGUUGGUUGAAAGCUUUUCAGACCUGAAUGAAAACACUCGUGCUUAAUGUUGCCUUUUCCCACAGUGACACUGUGGAUUGUCUCAUUAAUUAGACAGCUAUGUGUACUUGACUUUAAAAAUGAGCAGGAACUUCAUUAUUUGUACAUAUGCAAAAGCAUAAAGUAUUAUUUGCCGUUUGCCAAGUGACAGACUGAGGAACAAUUGUUUUGUUGCCUUCAGUCAUUUUAUUUUUAGAAUUUUAUCAUUAAAAAAGGGAGUGGAUUUUAUCUUUAGGUCAUUUUAGUUUUCUGUUAGUUGUUUGCCCUUUUUUUAAAGUUCCCUUCCAUUUUGAUGGGUGAAAACCAUUUAUCAGUUGAAAUAACACAGUAUGGCAAGCUGUUUAUCAUAAAAUAUUAAAAGCACAUACUGAAUUUGUAAUUGAAUUACUAUUACGCAACAAGAAUAAUGCAGCAAUGAAAAAAAGCUAAAUCUUUACAAAGUCAGAUACCUACAUUCAAUUCCCUAAAAUUAUUUGAUCCUUUGCAGAUCUUUCCUCAGAAGCAGAUUUUAAAAUGUGAGUUAUUUUAUCUUUUGAUAUCUCUACUCCCUGAACUAAAAUUGCCCCCAAAUAGUCCAAUAAUAUUGAGCUGAACUAAUCUAAAAUCAGGUUGGACUGACAUGCAGAGGUUCUCUCUCAACGGGAAGCAGGCAGAUAUGAGUAAUUAUUUUCAUUGCAAACAGAGCAUUUGAAAAACAUAGCAGGAGAACAAAUCAUAUUAUUAUAUAAUUACAACAUUUUAUGAGAAUUUCCAUAGAUUUUGUAGCAGUGGUGAGUCUGAACCAUAUGCCUGCUUCUCUUAAUUGAGUCAUCUGUCAGAAAUGUAUAACUUAAAAAAAAAGUCUAUGGCUGUCUGGCUUGGCUGGAGAUCAAAUUACUAUCACUACGGUAACAGAGAAGUAAGGAGGUGAUUUUACAGCUUUAUUCAAGCCAAAUAGUUUCAUGCACCACUGAAACAUCAUGAUGAUAUGAAAUAUCGCUAAGAAAGGAAUAAGACAGCCCUCUACAUCUAUGUUCUUUGUGACUUGGAAGAAUUGGAUUAUUGACAGUAGCAGUAGAUAUCAAGUCUAGACUUUGCAUGUGAAAAUAGACAAAUGACAAAACAUUUUACACUUAAUUUAUUUUUCUUUCUUUGUUGUUGUUUUGGUUUUUUUGGGGGGAAAAUGCCUUGGAAUUUAAUGAAAUCUAGUUAGAAUGU